Rubroshorea leprosula is the source of this 674-nucleotide messenger RNA. The record is from the annotation of a GenBank genome assembly. NCBI's taxonomy places the organism in Eukaryota, Viridiplantae, Streptophyta, Magnoliopsida, Malvales, Dipterocarpaceae.
CAAUGCAGAUUCACUGCAAUAUUACCUUUUUGAUGGUCAUGUAGCUUUUUUUCUUUUUUUCUUUUAUCAGCGUAUUGAAGCUGGUGGAAUUGGCACACCGAACACUAUUGGUAGUUAGCUUCCUUGCAAAGGAUGAAUUCCACUGCUUACUAGCAACUAAUGUUUAUAUUCUAUUUACCUUAAUUCUUGACUAAAAGUACAUAGUAGUUAGAAGUGCCUAUUUUAGUUGUUAGCAUUUGUAAAUUGUGACUAAUCAGGUUGAUGAUUCUAAGAUAGCAUCUUGUUUUGCUUGCAUGAAGAGGCCCAACCACAUCAUGCUAAAUAUUUUAUCUUCAGUUAUCUAACUUACAUCUAGUCAAUGUUAGUUUCUCUAAGUUUUCUUGUAUUAAUGAAGAUGUAAGUCAGGUAAACACACGACUGAGAAGCCAGUUUUGACAAAGCCAGCUGUUCCUGCAAAGAAUCCAAUUUCCACUCCUUCAGUUUCUGCCACCAAUGCUCUAUCAAAGGAAUCUUGCUCUAGGUGCCGUCAGGGCUUCUUUUGCUCAGAUCAUGGUACUGUCAGUUGCAUGCUCUUACUUAUUUAGUGUCUUAGAGAUGAGCUGUGAUAUAUUUUCUAAUGCCUGCUUGCUGUACUCAGAUAGUACACCAACAUGAUUGAUGAGGUUAUAUAUAUA